GGGAGGGUCCGAGUACUAGAACGACAUUGCCACGACAUGACUCAUCUCUGCCGCUGCAUCGCUCUUCUUCGAUGCAGCUUCGUCAGGGGCAGACAUCUCAGGACCAUGGCACGGGCUUGGAUUCGAUGCCCGAGCAAUUUCUUUCCCCUAACCCAUAUGCGUACACAGGAUAUGAUGCAUACACCCAAGGUGAGGGAUCUCAGCCGUAUCUCUCCAUGCGAGGGAUCCCCAUGCCCGAGGAGACUCGUGUACCAGAUUUAAACCAGCACCACGUACAAUGGCCAGACAGUAUAGGAGAGGGAUAUGCUCAGGACACACCUGAUGUUAAUUGGGGCGAUGAGAACACCCAACGCGGCGUCAACACAGGCCUCCGGGGAGCAUCACAUGAUCAUGGCGUCAACACAGGCCUCCGGGGAGCAUCACAUGAUCUUGGCGACACGGUUACGUCAUUAGUUACAGAGUUCUUCGGAGGGGACGUUAUUGGCCCAUCUUUUAUCCCCCCGGAGUCACAACCAUACGCCUACAAUUACGCUUCAGGUUCGCAACAAGGAUUCGUGACUCCGUCACCUACGCAGGACUCGUAG
Molecule: messenger RNA, 584 nt
Organism: Triticum dicoccoides
Lineage: Eukaryota; Viridiplantae; Streptophyta; Magnoliopsida; Poales; Poaceae
Exons: 2
Coding region: 72-584 (170 amino acids)
Source: RefSeq, a predicted model, not a curated record